This is a messenger RNA of Botrytis cinerea B05.10, 1858 nucleotides long. RefSeq lists its product as hypothetical. Gene Ontology annotation, cellular component: nucleus. The record is from RefSeq and is a predicted model, not a curated record. The transcript has 5 exons. Bases 140 to 1534 code for a protein of 464 amino acids. Gene Ontology annotation, molecular function: metal ion binding. NCBI's taxonomy places the organism in Eukaryota, Fungi, Ascomycota, Leotiomycetes, Helotiales, Sclerotiniaceae.
GAUUACAAUAAUCCUUCCUUGAACAAACAGAGGUUCAUUUGACUGACGAUUUAAUAAGCCUUGUGAUAUAAUACUAUCUCAAGGCCUCGAUAAUACACCAGAGAGUUAUUCAUAUACUAACCGAUAGGAACAUUCAACCAUGGCUUCAGAAGAUCAAGCCAUCUUAGAACAAAUCAGUCGUCUAGCUGGUCAAAUUAAUCAACAUAAGAAUAACCAGUCAAACGAUCCAUAUAAUCAAACACAUGCCCCUUCGCCUACAAAUGGUUACCAUCCACAAUCAAAUAAUCGAGGAGGUCAUGGGGCUUAUGCAUACCAUCCCUAUGCAAACAGUAGCUGGAGAGGUAGUCGAGGUAGUCAUAGGGGCGCAUACUCUGCUAGAGGAUAUCGAGGCGGAAGAGGCGGUGCUGGUAUCGUGCGACAUCGAACGCUUGUGUUAAACGGUGGUACCUCCGUUCCAUCAUCGCAAUCGGAUUCAUCAAACGUAACUGCAUCUGCAGAUGAGAACGAGCGAUCAUCCUCUGCUGGCUACAUCACAAAAACCGAUCGCCAUCUCCAGUUAAUUAACAAGUCAUAUUUUGAGAAAGAUAGUCAGAUUCGCGUUAAAGCCAUUGAGGAAACUAGAAAACAGAAACUUAAACAAAGGGAUGAGCGGGAGAAGUUAAAGCUCAGCAGACAUUUGCAGCGCCUAAGCGCGAGUUCAGGCUCUUCUAUGAUUCAACCUACUGGAACAACCAAUUAUGAGGUUACGGUCAACGGAAUUCGAUUCAUUGUCACAAAGAACGGUAGCAAACUUGUGAAAGCCCCUGGUGAUCUUACUUCCGCAAACACUACCCCCAAAACUACUUUAAUUGGAGGUGUCAAAUUCUAUAGAAGCAAGAAUGGAAAUAUGUAUCGUGAAGGGAUAAUCAAAGCCACUAGGAAGCACGGAGUUGUUAAGAUCAAUGAGCCAUGCAAAUCCUUCACCAAUACGGGUACUUGUAACAAAGGUCCUAAAUGCCGAUAUAUUCACGACCCUUCAAAAGUUGGAGUAUGUAAAGCUUUCCUUCUCAAAGGUGAAUGUCCUAAUGGAGAUUCAUGCGACCUGUCUCACGACCUUACCCCCGAAAGAACACCGAAUUGCUUGCAUUUUGCCAAGGGCAAUUGUUCAAACUCGGAUUGUCGUUACACCCAUGUUCGUGUUUCGCCGACAGCAAUGGUUUGCCGGUCUUUCGGAAUCUAUGGAUAUUGCGACAAGGGAACUACUUGCACAGAGCGACACGUUCACGAAUGCCCGGAUUUCAGCAACACAGGUACUUGCACUACGAAAGGAUGCAAACUUCCCCACCGCAUCAAGGCUAGUGUUAUUCGUAGGAAUGCAGCUACUGGUGAAUCUUCUCCCGGUGAUCAAUCGAGUGAUAUUUCGAGCGAUGAAGAAGAUGAGGUAGAUAGCGAUGACGUUGAUUCAGAUGCCAUUGAUGAGGAGUUUUUUGGCGACGAAGAUGGAGAAAAGGAACCUGGAAUUCUCGCACAGCAAGAUUACGUGCAAUUUUCCUGAUACUAACAAAUGUAAGGCUCGAUUCUGGAGCACCUUUCAAUGACCCGCGUGGUCUCUUCAUUACGAAGAUCUUCAAAACAUUUUCUAUUUUUUCCUUUUUGCUGUCGUCUCCAAACCGCUAGCAGCGUCGAAGCUACAUUGUCUCUUGCUACUAGGGUUAUUAGAGGCGUCGAAAACAUUUUUGGGAUACCCGGACUCGAAUCUCCUUGUGUUUCUAACUUCAAGAUUCUCAUGUCUCAGCUAAUCGGACUGGGACCUCAAAAUAGUGUUAAAGGAAGAAUAGGAAAGAAAAAUACAUACAAGAUUACAUGAAUGCCGUCUCCA